Molecule: messenger RNA, 1810 nt
Organism: Carlito syrichta (Philippine tarsier)
Lineage: Eukaryota; Metazoa; Chordata; Mammalia; Primates; Tarsiidae
Product: collagen alpha-5(IV) chain-like
Exons: 10
Coding region: 15-1334 (439 amino acids)
Cellular component (GO): collagen trimer; basement membrane
Molecular function (GO): extracellular matrix structural constituent
Source: RefSeq, a predicted model, not a curated record
CAAGCCUGACUUUUAUGCUACUCUUAUGCUAUACUGAAAUAUGGUCAUUUGUUGUGCAUUAUCAAGGUCUACCAGGUCCAGAAGGUCCCCGAGGUCUCCCUGGAAAUGGAGGUACUAAAGGAGAGAAGGGAAACCCAGGCCCACCUGGGCAACCUGGCUUGCCUGGUUUGAAAGGAGAUCAAGGACCACCAGGACUCCCGGGAAAUCCUGGUCGACCAGGUCUCAAUGGAAUGAAAGGAGAUCCUGGUCUCCCUGGUGUUCCAGGAUUUCCAGGCAUGAAAGGACCCAGUGGAGUACCUGGUUCAACUGGCCCUGAGGGGGAACCAGGACUUAUUGGACCCCCAGGUCCUCCUGGCUUACCUGGUCCUUCAGGACAGAGUAUUAUAAUCAAAGGAGAUUCUGGUCCUCCAGGGAUCCCUGGCCAGCCUGGGUUAAAAGGUCCACCAGGACUCCCAGGACCUCAAGGCUUACCAGGUCCAAUUGGUCCUCCGGGAGAUCCUGGACGCAACGGACUCCCUGGCUUUGAUGGUGCAGGAGGGCGCAAAGGAGACCCAGGUCUGCCAGGCCAGCCAGGUACCCGUGGUCUGGAUGGUCCCCCUGGGCCAGAUGGGUUGCAAGGUCCUCCAGGUCCCCCUGGAACCUCCUCUGUUACCCAUGGAUUUCUUAUCACACGCCACAGUCAGACAACAGAUGCACCACAAUGCCCGCAAGGAACAGUCCAGAUCUAUGAAGGAUUUUCUCUUCUGUAUGUACAAGGAAAUAAAAGAGCCCACGGUCAAGACUUGGGUACGGCUGGCAGCUGCCUUCGUCGGUUUAGUACCAUGCCUUUCAUGUUCUGCAACAUCAAUAAUGUUUGCAACUUUGCUUCAAGAAAUGACUAUUCUUACUGGCUGUCUACCCCGGAGCCCAUGUCAAUGAGCAUGGAACCCCUAAAGGGCCAGAGCAUCCAGCCAUUCAUUAGUCGAUGUGCAGUAUGUGAAGCUCCAGCUGUGGUGAUUGCAGUUCAUAGUCAGACCAUCCAGAUUCCCCGUUGUCCUCAGGGAUGGGAUUCUUUGUGGAUUGGCUAUUCCUUCAUGAUGCAUACAAGUGCAGGGGCAGAGGGCUCAGGUCAAGCACUGGCCUCACCUGGUUCCUGCUUGGAAGAGUUUCGUUCAGCUCCCUUCAUCGAAUGUCACGGACGGGGUACCUGUAACUACUAUGCCAACUCCUACAGCUUUUGGCUGGCAACUGUAGAUGUAUCAGACAUGUUUAGUAAACCUCAGUCAGAAACGCUGAAAGCAGGAGACUUGAGGACACGUAUAAGCCGAUGUCAAGUGUGCAUGAAGAGGACAUAGCAUUUUGAAAAAUUCCUUGCGUGUUUUAAAAUGUGAUAUAUAUAUAAAAUUCCCAAGAUGCAAUGUCUCAUUCUCCCCAUCUUAACCACUGCUGUCACCAAUGGUGCUACUAUAUAUGACCAAGAGGACACACUGACUAGUAACCACGAAGAUUCAGAUGUACCUCAGCAAUGUGCCAGAGCAAGGGCUUUGUUAUUUUUCUAUGAAAGAAAUAAGGAAAUGAAUUUACUUUUGGGGUCCAGAAUGACUUUCUCCAAGAGCUAUAAGAUGAAGAUUAUAUAUUUUGCCUUGUUACUAAAAUGGCACAUUAAAAAUUCAAUUAAGAGGAGAAUCAUAUUGAAUAAAAUAAAAGACUGCAGCUUGGGGGAAGAAUUAUUUUUCAUGGUGCUACUAAUCCUACUGUAUCCCAGGUUUUUAAUAUAAAGUGUUAAGCUUAUUUUGCUCUGUAAGUAAAGAACGUGUAUAUUGUGUAAACA